CGCUAAUGAAUGCGCCCACGGCCGUGACGUCAUCAGUAGGCGACGCUGGGAUUUUCGUCGCUGGCCUCUGAAAUGGGCACUAAUCAUCUGCCCUGAUUUCACCGAUGAUUUAUGACACCGACUUGCCAAAAGCUUGAAUUUCGACCGUAGGCAACACCAUGACAUGUCCGGGUAACGUAAUGGAAGAGCUCAGCGAGUGGUCCCUGGAGCUGUUUGCAGUGCUGCCGUGUUUGUGGUUGUCGGGACCCGCCUCUCACUAACAUCGCCCACGUGUGAUCCAGAGCAGCAUGAAGCCAGCUCACGAGCGCAAUCAGGAGUGUCUACCUCCAAAGAAGCGGGACCUUCUGGUUAGCAAUGCUUCCAUCAUUCCUAAUAAUAAUAACAACAGCAGUAGCAGUAGCGGUUAUAGUGGAGGAGGAGGAGGAGAUGAAGCAACGACAACUUUACAGACCUCCGUAGUGGGUGGAGAUGCUCAGGGUGGAAGCGGAACUGGAGGUGGCGAAUGGGUCCGGACUCAACCUAACCUUCAUUACGGAGUGGAGGGGCCGGAGAGCAUUGCCCAGGGAUUGCCUUUGGAUCAGUACAGCAUGCUGUAUAAAGUAGCCGUUCCUUCGGUCACCUACUCGCAUACGGUGCUGAGCCACAUCUCUCCAGCCUACACGGUUCCCUCGCCACUUCUCCAGCACACUGGCAUCCAUUAUCCUCCUCUCGGCUACGCUCCCAUCCCACAGUUUGUCAGCCCACCGUACGCCACCGCCGUUCCCUAUGCAGUUCCUCCGGGAUUUGUCCAUAGCCCCUUGAUACCGGCUCAAUCUCACCUGGUGCCCUAUCCAUCCGUCAUCCAAGAUGGUGUGGUCUCGUCGCCUCCUCAGCAGCAGGUUUCCGCUCACGCCUACGCCAAGGUCGCGGCUGCAGGAGGCGUCCCAUUGGUGCUGGCCUCAGAGCACGCAGCAGCUUCUUCCUCUUCUCCCUCAUCACAGCAGCAUGUAGGGGCUAUCGGGAUGAUUUCCACGGCAGAACGCAUUCCAGUCUUCUACCACACGUCAGCAAGCGACAGGGCUGUUCAACCACAGAGCGGCCCGAUGGAGCAAGACCGAGAGGUGAACGGAGGGGAUCGGGAUAAUGGCAGGGAGAGCCUUCAAGACGUGGUUUACAUGGCUAGAAACGCAGUGGCGCGGCCGCAGCAAGGCAUGGCAAUGGAUCUGCUGGUGGAGCGGAAGAUCUGCAGGCAGGAAGGAAGAGCGUCACCUGGCCAUCGCAGCACCCCAGACACCGAUCUGGAGGUCCAGCAAGUGGUGGGGCGUCUGACUUCGCCGGCUCGCGGUCGCAGGGAGGGAGCUCAUGGUUCGUCUCAAAGUAGCAGAGAGGUUCACGGGGAGAGCAGAAUGGCUCAUCUUCAGCAGGCAGCACAGCCAGGCCAUACAGUGAUUCUGCAGAACGGCCAGCCUGUUCUCAUGCCCCUGGAAUACCAUCCUCAUUCUCAUCCUCAGCCUGAUCACGACGCUGCAGCCGAAACUACGCAACACAAAAUCUCUGAUGUCCCAGGCGUAGCUGAGCGCGUGGUUGCGUUGGAGCUGCCCGCCGUGCCCGCUGUCCCCGCUGUGCCUCCUCCCUCACACUUCACCAAAGGCGCCAUCAUCCAGUUAGCGACGGGUGAGCUGAAGCGCGUGGAGGAUCUGCAGACGCAGGAUUUUGUACGCAGUGCUGAAGCGAGCACGGGGCUAAAAAUCGACUCGAGCAUGGUGGUGGAUGUACGCGCUAGCUCACAGAGGCCCGGCCUGGUCGCGCUACGCUUCGCCGUUGGCGAGCGCCAGAGUAAAGUGAGCAUCGACGUUCCUCCCGAGCAUCCCUUUUUUGUCUUCGGUCAGGGCUGGUCAUCCUGCAGCCCGGAACGCACCGCCCAGCUCUACGGCCUCGCCUGCCACCACCUUCAAGUGGGUGAUGUCUGCGUAUCCAUCACCCUUCAGCAACAUUUACCGCCCCACCAAAAACUGCCAUCGACUAACCAGCAGCCUCAGCAACCGACACACAGCAGGACUUCCGCCAAAUCCAACUCUACUUCAGGAGCCUCCUCCGGCCAGCCCAUGGGCCCCCCGGCGCCCCAGAACUCGCGGCCUCAGGGUCAGCUCAGGAUGGAGCGCGUUCACAGAGAGAGGGCCGAUAAAGAGGAGCCCUUAAAGCUGAGCGCCUCAGGACAUGGAGACGUGCCCUCCAGACCCGACAGGACUUCGACGGAGCACACACGCAGCCAGAGCAGUUAUUAUUUGCACACCGAGGCCCAUGGGCCCUCACAGAGGCGUUGGUCAACCCCUGGUUUCCAAAGAUACCCAGUCAAGAGGGAAGAAGGAGGCCUAGCCGUGCCGCCAGGCUCCUCGCGGCCCUCGUUCAUCCCUCAGGAGGUCAAACUAUCCAUCGAGGGGCGCUCCAACGCUGGGAAGUAGCAGCAGACGCAGGAUGCAGUGGCAAGGGGGGAAAGUGUCAGAAAUGCGUAUGGGUUGUGAAAAGAAAAGAGAGAAUGUAGCCUAAGAAUGUCGUUUUCUUUCUUUUUUUUUUUUUUUUUUUUUUUAUUUCCAAAAUUUUGCACACAAAAGAUUUUAUACACAUACCCUCGUUUUUAGGCAGUCCGAAAGCACUCGGGGUUGAGUUAGUGCCAGUUCGUAUUGAUGGCAAGAUCGCAGACCAUCUGGACUAACUGCUCCAGCUGGUAAAUGAACUACCAAAGCUUUUUUCACACCCUGUAAUUCACUUACAGAUGAAUAUUAUCAGUUGCAACUUUCAGCUCUCUGAGUUAACGUGUAUUGAAGGACGAAGCAGCCAUAGGAUGUUCCUAAUUCUACCUGUUUUCCUACCCAUAUAUAAAUCUAUAUAGAUCAAUAGAUAUAUUAAAUAUACUGUGUACUUGAUAGUCUGGACUACCUAAACUUCUAGGAAGGAUGUUUUUCUUUUUCUUUCUCGCUCUAGCUUUCAUUUGACUCGACUUUUUUCGUUUAGUUU
Messenger RNA from Silurus meridionalis, 2994 nucleotides. It is a transcript of the gene atxn1l, whose product is annotated as ataxin 1-like. The coding region runs from base 288 to 2441 and encodes 717 amino acids. Gene Ontology annotation, molecular function: protein binding; RNA binding. Gene Ontology annotation, biological process: anatomical structure development; regulation of DNA-templated transcription. Gene Ontology annotation, cellular component: nucleus. The record is from RefSeq and is a predicted model, not a curated record. NCBI's taxonomy places the organism in Eukaryota, Metazoa, Chordata, Actinopteri, Siluriformes, Siluridae. The transcript has 3 exons.